Funneliformis geosporum is the source of this 7893-nucleotide messenger RNA. The record is from the annotation of a GenBank genome assembly. NCBI's taxonomy places the organism in Eukaryota, Fungi, Glomeromycota, Glomeromycetes, Glomerales, Glomeraceae.
AUGGCAACAGGAGGGGGGUCAGAAAAGACCUCUGUACAAGUGGCAAUUCGUAUUAGACCAAUCACAAAUGAAGACACAACAAAUUUACCGACACGAUUUCAACGUCAAAUUCUCUCAGCUUCCCCGCCGAAUCAAGUCAUUGUUCAAUCCGAAAAGAAACAAUCAUUUAGUUUUGAUUAUGUAUUUGGACCGGAAGCAACUCAACAUGAUGUGUAUGAUAAAGCAAUUGUAAAAUUAGUAGAGAAUUUUUUAGAGGGCUAUAAUGUGACAAUAUUGGCUUAUGGUCAAACAUCUUCGGGUAAAACACAUACAAUGGGAACAGCAGAUAAUACAUCAAUUCCACCAGAAUCCAAGGGUAUAAUCCCUCGAGCAAUGCAAACGCUAUUUUCCUCGAUGAAUGCUCCACAUUAUAAAUCAAGGAAAUUUUCAUUAAAAGUUUCAUUCAUUGAAAUUUAUAAUGAAGAUUUAAUUGAUCUUCUUGGCGAAAGUUAUGGGGAUAGUAGACCACAAGUGACGAUCCGCGAAGAUACAAAAGGAAAUAUUUUAUGGAGUGGGUUACAAGAAAUUAGAGUAAACAGCGUAAAUGAGGUUAUGGGACAUUUAACACGAGGUUCUGCAAAUCGGCAAGUUGGUGCAACUGAUAUGAAUGCACAGUCUUCGCGAUCACACGCAAUAUUUUCCGUUACAAUGAUUCAACAAAAAUUUGUCGGCUCAUCCACAGCUCAAGCCCCCGCUCGACCUGGUACCCCAUCAAAAAUGCUUGAACCAAAAUUUGGAAUUCGCUCACAAUCAAGUACAAAUAAUCUACGGAUGAGCCGACGAAUUGAUGAAGGGGAAUUUGUUUCCGUGACAAGUAAAUUUCACUUUGUGGAUUUGGCCGGGAGUGAAAGAUUAAAAAGAACUUCUGCGGUAGGAGAGCGUGCUAAAGAGGGUAUAUCAAUUAAUUCUGGGUUACUUGCUUUAGGAAAUGUAAUAUCGGCUUUAGGUGAUCCAAACAAAGCUAAACACACAACUCACAUUCCAUAUCGAGAUUCUAAACUUACUCGAUUGUUACAAGAUUCAUUGGGCGGUAAUGCACAGACAUUGAUGAUUGCGUGUGUUUCACCCGCAGAAUACAAUCUGAGCGAGACCGUUAAUACACUUAAAUACGCGAAUCGAGCGCGUAACAUAAAAAACUCGGCCACAGUUAAUCAAGAGGAAGUAGGAUGGCAUGAUUUGGAACAUUUACAAAAUUUAGUGCUAAAACUAAGAACAGAAAUCAGAAACUUAAAGUCUACAAAUCCAUCGAAUAGUAAUGCUCAGUCCGGAUCGAAUAACAGUUCCGGAAGGAAUACUCCAUCAUUACUUACUCCCCCAAGUAAUGACACAUCACCGCAUAGUAGAUUAGCGCGACCAAAAUCACCUCACAUCAAUAAUCCUACUAACGAACACAAGGACGUUGAAGUUCUAGAAGAUCAGCUACGUCAAAUACAACGUUCAUACGCUGAAUUAACGCAAAAGCAUGCAAAGACGUCUGCCGAGCUUGCAGCGCAUCAGGACAAUUUUGAUCAUGAUGGUGUUGCAAAGACUAAUAAUAUUGAUAAAAUAUUUCCUCAAAAAUUGAGAGAGGAGAAAGAGAAUUUCAUGGAACACGCUUCUGCUAGUUUUCAGGAAGCGGUUGAACCUGUUAUUGAAGAAUAUGAAAAAUCAAUAUCAUCACUUGAGAGCCAGCUGGCUCUCACACGUGCUGCUUUGAAUCAUACAGAGACGAUAAUGGACGAUCAAGAAGCUAAGUUAGAUCAUGCUGAACAUUUAAAUGAACAAAAUAAGAAUUUAAUCUUUGAUUUGAGAAACAAGAUAGAGCAUCUUCGUGAACGUGAAGAAACUGCAGAACAUUAUAUUAAGGAUCUUGAAUCAAAACUCGAAGUUCAUUCAGAAGAACAAAGCAAGGAUCAAGAAUUGAUUAACGAAUUGAAGAGUGAAAUAUCGCAGUUGAAAUCGAAUGGUUCAAAUAGUGAGGGUUAUAUCCAAAAUUUAGAAUCCCGUUUAGCAUCAAGUGAAGAGCAGACCGUUAAGUUUGACCAAAUGGUCGAACGACUUGAAAAACGUCUUCAACAGAGAGAGCUAGCUUACUCAGAAUUAGAAGAAAAGAUGCGACAAUCCAAUAUUGAUGAUGAAAAGAAAAUGUUACUUGGCGCGAUUGAUGAACGUGACCGGAGAAUUAUUCAACUUGAACAAAAGGUGAACGAGCUCUUAAUUGAACUUGAGAAGUUGCGACUAAAAUCUCAGGAACGAGAGUUAAAUAAUCUACAAGGUACACAUCAACGAUCCACCUCAAUUGCGUCAGUAAUAUCCGAAGAUGAAAAAUCGGUUACGUAUUCACCAAUUGCGAAAGGUCUAUCAUUGAAAGACGAACAAGAUCGUUUAUUAGUUGCGGAUUUAGAGGCGAAAUUAUCUAAAUUACAACAAACUCACGAGCAAACUGUUGUAGAAUUCACCGAAAUAAAGGUCAAAUAUCAGACCUGCCUUAAUGAAAUAAGUGAACUUCAGACGCAACUUAAUGAGGCAAGAAUGAUGGAAUCAGAAUAUGAUGAAUUCAGGUGUACAACUCCAUCAACACCUAUCACACCAAUGUCACCACAAAGUGAUUUUGGUCCACCUAAUCCCCUACGAAUGUCUCUUCCGCCACCAUUACGGAUCGAAGUUUCUGGAAAAAGUCCUUAUGAUAACGGUCUGACCACUGCAGAACGACGUGAAUUUCAUCGAAAAUCCAAGUCUCUAUCAGGUGAUAUUAGAGGUUCAGAAAGGCGAGAUCUUGCUCAUCUUGCGAUCGCUCAAAGACUUCAAAUGGAAAUAAAGCAACUUGAAUCUCUUAAUGAGGACAAAGCUACAGGUUUGGAUGCUGUGAAAAAAGAAUUUGCACGCUUAGAGAUGAGUCAUCGUGCAACUCUUGAGAUUGUUGAAGAAUUACGUGAAGAAAUUAAGAGGCGUGAUGCUCUAGCGCAAUUGGAAGUUAUGUCUGUUAUGGCAACAGAAGUUUCUGAUCGAUCGGAUUCGACUUCUGUCACAGAACUUGACGAGCUUGAAAUUGUAAUUCGACUUCGGGAAGAAGUUGAAAACCUUAAAGAACAACAAAGUCAAGCAAUUGGAAAAAUUUCUGAACUUGAAAAAGAAAAUAAUAACAAGAGUGAAGACAUUUUACAGAUUGAAUCGAAAAUUCAAAGUCUUCGAGAUCAAAUGUACCAAACUUAUAAUGAAAAAAGCAUUGACGUAGCCUUGGAUAACAAUGCUAUCGAAGAGAACAUUAUUAAAUUGCAAAUGAAAAUUAAAGAACUGGAAGCUCAACUUGUCGAAGUUCAAGAGAAUCAAAGAUUUGAAAAUGUGACGGAUACUGUAUCUAAGCUUGAAGGAAAAAAUGAUGAAUUAUAUGAACAUGUCAAAAACGAAAUGAAAACUCUACGUAUGAGAGUUGAGAAACUUCAGGUAGAAAUUGAAGCUAAAAGUCACACUAUAGCAGCUUUAGUCCUCCCAAAUGAGGAUCGAUUAUGCACUAUAAAAAGACUCGAAAAUGAGCUUCAGGAGGUAAAACAAGCAUAUCGUUUUGCUAUUGAUGACAAAUCAGUUAGCAUUUCUGAAGCCGUUGUAGUCGACAGCGACACUUCUGACAAUGUGAAUUCGUCAGAUAAACUUGAACAAAAUGUCGAUAAAAACGUUAAUGUCCUAGAAGAAAGGGUUAAAGAACUUGAAUUAAAGCUUUCAAAGUUGAAAGAGAUAAAUUCUCUUCCAACUUCCAGAAGUUCCGCUCUUCAUAUUGUAGAUCCUACACAAAAAUCUGUAGAAGCACUUCAAGCUAAGUUGAUAAUAUUACAAGAAGAACUUGCAAAUAAAUCCGAUAAUAUUGAAAACUUGAAAAGUGAAAAGGACUUAGUGAUCGCUUUACAAUCUCAUUUAGAAACGCUUAAAUCCGACCUUAAACGUAAAUAUGAACUCAUUGAGGUAUUAAAAAGAGAUUUAGUUGUCAAAGGUGUUUUACAACAAAAAUUAAGGGAGAAGGAAGCUGAAGCUUUAAUGUUAAAGGCUCAGCUUUCUGAAGUUAAGGUUCGAGAGGAAGAUAUGCAAAAACAAAUGUUGCAAGUUCAGAUACAAUUACAAAAAGUAGAAAGUAGUAAAGGUGCGGAUCAGAUUUUGCAAUCUGAAAUUGAAAAUGUGAAAAAAGAGCUUCGAGAAGUCAAAGAAAGGGAAACUUCUGCUUUAGAACGUUUACAAACAUUAAACGAAGAGGAAUCAAAACUUAAACAAGAAUUAAAACGUUACAAAACUGUCGAAAUCACUCAGAGAGAAAGAAUAAAUGUGCUAGAGACGCAAUUAUCAGAACAGGAUGGUAAUGAUGGUAAUUUAGAUGAAGAUAUAAUAAAGUUAAAAACUGAAUUGAAUCUAGUUAAGGAAUCUGAGGCCGAAUACAAACUGAAAAUUGCAAUACUCGAAACCAAAUUGGAACGAUCCGAGAACGACUUUGCUGCAUUACGUAACAAGAUAGACUUAUUAAAGUCUAAAACAAUUGGACAAAGUACACAGAUUCAAAAUCAUGAACUCCAACUUAAUGAAGUACGUUCGGCUGCUACUUUUAUUGAUUCACAGCAAGUUAGUCUCUUCAAUAAAGAAAUCGAAAUUUUGCGUGAACAAGAUGCAAUGCAACGUAAGAAGAUUGACACACUUGAAAAUCGAUUGAAACAACUUCAACAAGAUACAACGGUUUCCGCGUUAAAAAUCGAAAUAAACGAAUUAAAGAAUGCAGAGUCUAAUUUAAAACAUACUAUUAAAGAAUUAGAAAAUAAACUAGAAACAGCACAAAAAGAAUCAGAUGAAUCACAAGUAUUAAAGAAUGAAAUAUCAUUAUUGAAAAAAUCUGAAUCCGAGCAGAAUAUUUCUAUAGAACAAUUGCAAUCCCAGAUUAAAGUUAUAACUGGAGAAAAAGAUGGCUUAAUUAGAGAAUUAGAAAGUUUAAGGAAAGAAUAUAACGCACAAAAAGAAUUUAUAAUAUCGCUUGAAAAAGAGUUGAACGAUGUUAGGGAAGAAUUAUCAAAGACAAAGGAAGCCGAUGCAGUCAGUUCAAUAAAACUAGAUAAUUUAUCAAAAUUAUUAGCGGAUAAGGAACGACAGCGAGACGAGGAAUUGAAAAAGAUCAAAACAUUAGAAAAUCAGAUUCAAGCAUUUAAAGAUGUUGAAUCGGUAGUAGAUAAGGAUGCCAACUCACUAAAGGAUGCAUUGACAAAUGCCAAACUUGAAAUUGGAACACAGAAUGGUCUUAUUAAUGAGUACGAGGUUAAGGUUAAAACGCUUGAAAAAGAACGUGAUCAGCAUGCUAAUCGAGUGACUGAACUUACAAAAACUCUUGAAACAAAGGAAAUUGAACAGAAGAAAAUAGUUGCAACAUUGAAAUCUUCUAAAAGUAAUUUGGAAAGUCAACUUGUAGAAGCCAAGAGUUCUUCACAAUUUGAUCAGAAUACCAUAACAAGUCUUGGAAACAAACUUGCAUCCGUUGGAACUUUAUUUGGUGAAGCAAAAGCUUCGGAGGAAAGACAUAUCAAGAAGGCUCGAGAAGUAGAUGAGAAAUUGAGAGAAGCUAAUACUACUUUGUUGAUAAAGGAAAGAAUGCUUACGACUAAGGAUGCUUUCAUUUCUGAAUUAGAAGUUACUCUUCAUAAUACACGAGAAGACCUUGAAAAUGCCAAAAUAUCUGCUAGCUCCGAAUCUAGACACGUUAAACAGCUUCAGGCACGAAUUUAUGAUUUAGAGACAGAAUUAUUGAAGCGUCCAUCUUCAUCUGAACUUGAGGCUGUUAAAAAGACAGCUGCUAAACAAAGUGAUCUAGUAAAGGAAUUAGAGAUGAAAUUGGCAUCCUUGGAACGAAAAUCUCCUACAGAUGUAACCACAAGUAUCGGUGCUAUUGCUUUGAUGUCUGCGCAGUUGGAGGAGGCCAAACACGCUGAAAUCAUACAGAUAAAUGCAUUAAAAGAUAAACAAGAAAAUUUGAAACGGCUACAAGAGAUGAUGGAUAGGGUUAACGCCGAAUUAGAAAUUGUCAAAAAAUCAGAAGCAAAACAUGUUGAAUUAAUAAAAACCUUGGAAACCCAACUCAAAGCAGCUGAAGGCAAUCAUAAUGCCGAAUCCUCAAGGCUUGACGAUGCUAAUGCGGAAAUCGAAUUUCUCAAAUCACGAUGCAAAAAAUUGCAAAAUGAGCUUGAUGAUACACAGAAAGCAACUAUGAUAAAAAAUUAUAGUGAUGUUGAUCAUAGUGAGAUUGUUGAGGAACUUACUAACCAACUUAAGGAAGCUCACAAUGAGGCCAAAGUAUAUCGCGAUCAAGUUGAAGAAUUAGAAAAGAUAACCAAACAACUUGAAACUGAUAAACAAAAUCAAAUAAACACUAGCGAUGAUCUUAAACAACAAAUAGAACAUCUUCGAAAUGAUUUUGAUAGUAUAGCUGAAGGAUGCACAGAAACUGCUACCAAAUAUGAGGAUGUUGUUGAGAUUUCUAAAGAGCAAAAGAUCCGUAUUACUGAAUUGGAGAAGGCACUUGAAGAAACCCAAAAUCAAAAGAGAACACUUUCUUCACAUAAAAGUAAUGAUUCUUUAAUAGAUGGUUUUGAUACUUACGACAUUUCAUCAGAUUCCACACUUUCGAAACUUGCGGCCGCCAAUGAGAAUUUACGACAAAUUAAUGAUAAUCUUCACGCAAAAGUAACCGCAGCAGAAGAUCACGUGGUUUCCUUGAAACAUAACAUAAGGGAUUUAGAGAAAGAACUGGGUCAUUUGAAUAACGCUCUUAAAGGAGCAACGGUGGAAGAGUUGAAAGAAAAAAUUACUGAACUUGAGGCGGAGAAAGAAGGUUUAGAACAGGCUAAUAAGUCAUUUGGUGAAGAUCGAAAGAAACUUGAUCAAAAGAUUGAAUCUUUAAUGAAACAAUUAAAUUUAGCCGGACGUGGUGGAAACAAGACAGCCGCUCAAUUGGUCGAAUUAAAUAAUAAAUUAAUAGCACUUGAACAUGAAUAUGCUAAUUUGAAACAACAAACUUUGAUAGAUGCUCAGGAAAUGGAGGAUGAAAUUACGAGAUUAUUAAAUAUUAAUGAACUACUUGAAAAAGAGAUCAAUGAAUUAGAGUCUCAAAUACCAAAGAGAAAUAGUGGAGCCUCUUUUGAUUCCAAAAAUUUAACCCCCAUCAUUCCAAAAUUAAAUGUCGUAAAUGAUUCUGUAAAGACAAAAUUACAAAGGCAAGAUAAUACCAUUUCUCAGCAAAAUAAUCUUAUCAAGGUUCUACAAGAUAAGAUUUGUGAACUUGAACGUAAAAUAGAAACUGAAAAUGUACGUCGUCGUCCGUCAUUUGGAGCGGUGUCAAUUACGGAUCAUGAUGGACCUGGACCUACAGGUGUUCGAUUAUCGACCUUGUCAAUUAUGUCAGCAUCAUCUACCAAAUCAAUACUUGAUUCAAGAAACGAUUUCAUUGAUGGAAGCAAUACUCCAACCGGUGAUCUUGCAAUGGAAAUACAAAAACUGCACAGAAAGAUUGCUAAAAUCGAAGGCGAAAAUAUACAAAGUAAACGACUUGUUGAAACUUUGGAAAAUUCUCUGGAUGAAAAUGAAACAAAUCUUCGAGUAGCCAAACAGCAAUUACACGUUUUGCAAAAAGAAAAGGCGGAACUUGUUGAACAAAUAAAAACACUUCGUUCUAGUUUGGAUGAAACGACGGAACAAUUUGAACAUGCUAGAUCAUCAGUUUAUGAAGAAAAGAAAGUUAUUGAAACAGUAUUGGAAGAAGAACGGAAAGCAAAGGAAAAUGCCGAAAAGGCACGAAGACAGCUCGAAUCCAGAAUGGAAGAACUUAUGGCCAAGAAAAGCAAGUUUAUGUGCUUUUAG